Colossoma macropomum (tambaqui) is the source of this 725-nucleotide messenger RNA. RefSeq names its product collagenase 3-like. The transcript is spliced from 2 exons. Bases 285 to 662 code for a protein of 125 amino acids. Gene Ontology annotation, molecular function: metalloendopeptidase activity. Gene Ontology annotation, biological process: extracellular matrix organization; collagen catabolic process. The record is from RefSeq and is a predicted model, not a curated record. NCBI's taxonomy places the organism in Eukaryota, Metazoa, Chordata, Actinopteri, Characiformes, Serrasalmidae.
AACCUUUGAGCACGCCGGUAGGCCCUGGCCUUUCAAGGAGUUAAACUGCAGGCCUGUUAAAACCUUUAGGCUACAGUUUAAAACUGCAAGUCUUGAUUUUAAGAAACUGCACUCUUUCAAAUAUAAUUUCAACAUAAAAGCAAUAAAUCUGUCUGUCUAAGUUCAGAAAUACUGAUGUUUGUGAAUAGAAUCUUUAGACUAAUGACUAUACAUGUUCUCAAUGUGACCCUAUGUACAGUGAAAAUACCAGCAAACUAGAUGUGAAUUCUUGAGGAGGGGACAACAUGAAGACUUGUGACAAAUUCUGCCUUCUCAUUGGGCUGGUGAUCGUCGUCCGUUCAAUGCCAAUACCUCCACGUUCUAAUGAAGAUGAAUCCAUUGAAAUUAAACCUGAAGAUGAGGCUUUUGCACGGGCUUACCUGGAGAAAUACUACAAACCCCUACAGCCAGCUGCAUCUCCAUCCAGAAGAAGAAGGUCUGAUGACAUGAGCCAACAAUUAGCCCAGAUGCAAAGGUUUUUAGGACUCGAAGUGACGCACCAAGUAGACAGAAAGACACUGGACGUGAUGAGCAUGUCUCGCUGUGGCUUACCAGAUGUUACUCCGUUCUCCACGUAUGGUAAUAGAGUCAAAUGGCCGACGAACCAGCUGACGUACAGGUAAGAUCUCAGCUGACUUGUUGCAGAGCUCAGAAAAACCAUUAAGAGUCAACACACGAGCUUGACC